Molecule: messenger RNA, 1521 nt
Organism: Benincasa hispida (wax gourd)
Lineage: Eukaryota; Viridiplantae; Streptophyta; Magnoliopsida; Cucurbitales; Cucurbitaceae
Product: cytochrome P450 734A6-like
Molecular function (GO): iron ion binding; heme binding; oxidoreductase activity, acting on paired donors, with incorporation or reduction of molecular oxygen
Source: RefSeq, a predicted model, not a curated record
CCAAUGUAUACUCUUGCCGUUUUCGUUCUUCUAUUUCUUGCAAUUCUCUUCAAAUUUUUGUACUCCAAUUUAUGGGUUCCAUGGAGAAUUCAAGUCCACUUUCGAAAACAAGGAAUAGUAGGACCUUCCUACCGUCCGGUCAUCGGAAACGCCACCGAUAUCCGCCGUCUAUACAAGGAAGCGAAUGCAAAGGCAAUUCCGCUAACUCAUGAUAUAGUGUGUCGGGUGCUGCCUUAUAUUCACCGAUGGUCCGAGGAGUAUGGCAAGAUGUUUGUGUAUUGGUUCGGGUCGAAGCCGAGACUGGCGAUAUCCGACCCAGAAAUGAUCAAGGAAGUGCUUGCGAAUACGGGUGGGCCUUUUAGAAAGGUCGGGUUCACUCCGGUUUCCAAGUUGCUCUUCGGAGAAGGACUUGUCGGACUCGAGGGGGACCAAUGGGUCGUCCAUCGGAGAAUCGCUAACCAGGCUUUCACUAUCGAGCGUGUCAAGGGAUGGUUACCAGAGAUUGCGUUGAGUGUUAAUAAUGUGUUGGAGAAAUGGGAAGAAAUGAAAGGAGGAAUGGAAGAGUUUGAAUUAGAUGUUCAUAAACAACUUCGUCUUAUGACGGCAGACGUAAUUUCAAGAACUGCUUUUGGAAGCAAUUUUGAAGAAGGCAAACGCAUUUUCAAUUUGCAAGAACAACAAAUGCAUCAUUUUCUCCAAGCUGUCUCAAGUGUUUAUAUUCCUGGCUACAGAUUUUUACCAACCAAGACGAACAGAGAGAGGAAUAGGCUAGAAAAUGAAACUCGUGCAUCAAUAAAAGCACUAGUUGAAAGAGAGAAAAACAGCAAAGAAAAGGAAAACUCAACUAAUCUACUCAGCCUCUUAUUGUCAUCAUACAAGAACCAAAAUGGGGAAAUAGAAACACUUGGAGUGGAGGAAGUCGUAAAUGAAUGCAAGACAUUCUAUUUUGCAGGAAUGGAAACAACGGCCAAUCUUUUAACUUGGGCCCUUUUACUACUAGCAGAGCAUCAAGAAUGGCAAGAUCGAGCUAGAGAAGAAGUCAUCAAUGUCUGUGGCCACAAGACACCGCCUGGCGCUGAUAAUUUAACCGAACUUAAACUAGUGGGCAUGAUAGUCAACGAAACGCUUCGACUUUAUCCUCCAGCGGUGAUGAUGAUGCGGCGAACAACGAAACGACUGACGCUAGGAAAGGUCGACGUUCCAGAAGGUACACAACUUCAACUUUCGAUAGUUGCAAUCCACCAUGAUAAAGAACUUUGGGGAGAAGAUGCAAGUAGCUUCAACCCUAUGAGAUUUAGUGAGCCUAGGAAACAUCUAGCUUCAUUUCUGCCAUUUGGGUUGGGUCCAAGAAUCUGUGUAGGACAACAUUUAGCUCUGAUUGAGGCCAAAGUUGCAUUGGCUAUGAUAAUUCAACGAUUCUCUUUUACGGUUUCUUCGACCUAUACACAUGCCCCUAUGAUGUUUGUAAGCUUAAACCCUCAGUUUGGUGUUCAGCUCCUCGUUAGGAGCUUAUGGAAUUGA